CUUAUCGCCCACAUGCAGUAACGUCUGUUUUCCAUGUCUUUCGCGGCCAGUUCAUCAAAUCAUCACACAGCUCACCCACCAUGUCACACUCAUUUCACACUGUCACACUCACUCUGUUACUGAAGCAGCCAAGGUUCUCGGUGGAAAGACCAGUAGCUUCUCUAAGACCUGCUCAUCUAGACCUUGUAUCGGAAGUCUACGAGGGGCCACUUAACAGUACAACUCGCGCGACAGACAUCGAAGAUGAGCCUCUCACCCAUCAUGUGAGCGUGUACCACAGUGGCAGAUCUGAUGAACCGGCAUCUAAACCAGAGAAACCCGAAGAAGAGCAAUUCGACAUCCCUGGAGCAGCCAAGGCUCUUGGUGGAAAGAGCGGCCUCUCCAAGAAGGGUACUGCUCAUCUCGACUAUCCCGUAUCGGAAGUCUACGAGGGACCACUUGGCAGCAUAAAUCGCGCCACUGACAUUGAAGGUGAACCACUCACCCUCUAUGUCACAGUCUACCAUAGUGGCAGAUCUGAUGAACCGGCAUCUAAACCAGAGAAACCCGAAGAAGAGCAAUUCGACAUCCCUGGAGCAGCCAAGGCUCUUGGUGGAAAGAGCGGUCUCUCCAAGAAGGGUACUGCUCAUCUCGACUAUCCCGUAUCGGAAGUCUACGAGGGACCACUUGGCAGCAUAAAUCGCGCCACUGACAUUGAAGGUGAACCACUCACCCUCUAUGUCACAGUCUACCAUAGUGGCAGAUCUGAUGAACCGGCAUCUAAACCAGAGAAACCCGAAGAAGAGCAAUUCGACAUCCCUGGAGCAGCCAAGGCUCUUGGUGGAAAGAGCGGCCUCUCCAAGAAGGGUACUGCUCAUCUCGACUAUCCCGUAUCGGAAGUCUACGAGGGACCACUUGGCAGCAUAAAUCGCGUCACUGACAUUGAUUGUGAACCACUCACCCUCUAUGUCACAGUCUACCACAGUGGCAGAUCUGAUGAGCAGGUGCCGAAACCAGAAGAAGAGGGCGCCCUACUAUGCUCAAGUUCCUGCAAGCCUAAUGUGCAAUGAUGGUUGAAUGGAUAAGAGUCAUCUUUAUAAGAGAACGAUUGCGUGAUCUAAUCCU
This is a messenger RNA of Cylicocyclus nassatus, 1104 nucleotides long. The record is from the annotation of a GenBank genome assembly. NCBI's taxonomy places the organism in Eukaryota, Metazoa, Nematoda, Chromadorea, Rhabditida, Strongylidae.